Molecule: messenger RNA, 1847 nt
Organism: Schizosaccharomyces cryophilus OY26
Lineage: Eukaryota; Fungi; Ascomycota; Schizosaccharomycetes; Schizosaccharomycetales; Schizosaccharomycetaceae
Product: acetyl-CoA transporter
Exons: 4
Coding region: 167-1738 (523 amino acids)
Cellular component (GO): membrane
Molecular function (GO): acetyl-CoA transmembrane transporter activity
Source: RefSeq, a predicted model, not a curated record
GCAAGUGCAUGGAUGCAGUUGGAACCAUUCUGUGCUAUAGCAUUGAGGUAUUGUGGAAUGGAAUUAUAGGUUUCUUUUCGGUUAUAAGAUUACCUUUCUUUUUCCUUAAUAAUCACCUUUUCUAGGUGACGUACCCUGCUUCAUUAUCAUUUCAUUAAUAUAUUUUAUGCUCUCGAAACCGCAUCAAAGGGCUCAUGGCCGUAGUGCCAUUGAAUUAAAAGAUUUAGAAAAUGGUGCUGUAUCAAACACAUUUCAGAUGUUGACAGACGAUGUCCCUGAUGGUAGGGAUUCGCCCCAUGAUGCAUAUACAACACUAUCCUUUCAGCAGAAAAAGAAUAUCGUUUUUUUGAUAUUAUUAUAUCUAAUCCAAGGUGUGCCUAUGGGAUUGGUUAAGGGUAGUAUUCCUUACUUCUUGAAGCCACAUUGUACUUAUUCCGAUAUUGCGAUUUACUCGUUGGCGGCUUAUCCAUAUAGUUUAAAGGUGCUUUGGAGUCCCAUAGUGGACACAUACUACUUUCCCAAUUUUGGCCGGCGCAAGACAUGGGUAGCACCUUGCACGUUCUUUCUAGCUUGCACAUUAUUAUUCUUUUCUUAUAACAUAGAUGUAUGGAUUGAAAGAGGAUCUUCUUAUAUCAAAUCCUUCACGGUUUGGAGUUUCUUCCUUGUUUUCAUUUGUGCGACUCAAGAUAUUGCAGUGGAUGGUUGGUCAUUAAAUAUGCUUGACGCUCAUCAAUUGAAUUAUGCUUCAACUGCUCAAACGGUUGGCCUGAAUACAGGAUUUUUUCUUUCAUUUACCGUUUUGUUAGUUUUGACUUCCCCUGAGUUUGCAAAUUCUCUUUUACGUCUAAGCCCUUUAGAUGAAGGACUCAUUACUUUGAGUGGCUAUAUACGUUUCUGGGCUUUAAUAACCCUAAUUUCAGUUAUUUUCGUAUUGUUUUGGGAAGAACAGAAACCUGACCGUGUAGCGAGCAUGAGGGAUACUUUUCGUUCAAUUCGAGACAUCCUUUCGUUGAAGAAUAUGAAACAGCUUAUGGUGGUUCAUCUAUUCGGUAAAGUUGGAUUUGUCGCUAAUGAAACUUUGACCCUUUUAAAAGCAACAGAGUUUGGUUUAAGCAAAGCAAUGCUUUCCUUAAUUAUUUUAAUCAAUUUUCCGUUGGGUUUGAUAUUGGGCGUAUACAUUGGACAUAUUAGUAACAAUCGGCCUCUCUAUGUAUGGCUAUGGGGUUAUUGGGGCCGAACAUCUUCUAUAUUAUUUAACAUUGCACUCGUGUAUGCAGUCGCUCAUUUUUCUGAAAAGUUUUCGAUGUUUCUUUCCAUUCUCGUAUGCUACACUCUCAACGCUUCCUUUAUGACAGUCCAAUUUGUUUCAAUUGGAGUGUUCCAUAGUCAAAUCUCUGACCCUGCCAUCGGGGGUACAUAUAUGACGAUUCUAAACACGUUAAGCAACUUAGGCGGUACAUGGCCUCAAUAUAUUAUGCUAAAGCUAACAGACUGGGUAACGUUUUCUUAUUGUUCCACAGAUGAUAGCCUGCAAUGCAUUACGGAUGACUUGAAAAAUCAGUGUAUGGAUUCAGGCGGUCACUGUAUAUAUAAAAGAGAUGGCUACUAUUUUACAUCUAUUGUCGGUAUAUUCCUUUCUAUCUUUCUUUGUAUUAUUGCAAUAUUCCCAAUCGUACGUCAGCUUAAUAAAGUCUCGGCCUCAUCUUGGCAUAUUCACGGUAAAUAUUCCUCAAUUUAAUAGGGAUUCUACGUCUUUCUUUUAACUAAAUAUAUUUAUUAAUUUUGUUUCGAAUUCAAAAUAGACAAUUGAUGUUUGCUGAUCAUAAAGUAAUUUAUUAGACGUAACC